GGGAAAGGGAGGGACAGGGAACAGUUUGGCUGGGCAUCUGGUCAUUUAAUCUUUGGACUUACUCAGGAGGAAUGACUCUUCAACCUACAAGUGUCCCAGGCUUCAGCGCCACAGCUUUAUAUGGAGAACAAAACAACACCAAUGGCACUCAGUGUCCUAUUCAGGAUGACUGGGAGUGGCUCAACACCAGUCAGCCAGUUUAUAUCCUGCUCAUCACUGUGCUGGGAGUAGUGUUUAAUGUGUUUGUCCUGAUGAUAUUCUGUCUCCACAAGAAGGCCUGCACCGUGGCUGAGAUCUACUUGGGCAACUUGGCUGCUGCUGACCUUGUCCUGAUGUCCUGUUUGCCCUUCUGGGCUGUAAACGUAUUCAACGAUUUCAACUGGCCCUUUGGUCAGUUGUUGUGCAAAGUCGUCAACCUGGGCAUUAAGAUGAACGUCUACUGCAGCAUCUACUUCCUCGUUCUGGUCAGCAUAGAUCGCUAUGUAGCACUGGUGCAUACAAUGUCCCAUGGCAGAAUGCGUAGGCCAAAGUAUGCCAAACUGGGUUGUCUGUUAGUGUGGGGUUUCGGCUUGCUCCUGAGUGUCCCCACACUCAUCUUCCGGGAGGUGAACUAUAUCUCUGAGUUUGGUGUUAACGCAUGCAUUCUGGAUUACCCAAACCAAACUGUAGAGCUGCUCUGUGAUGGAAUGUUGAUUUUUUGUAGCUUCAUCAUCCCCAUUUUGAUUAUCUCAUUCUGCACGUUCAGAAUUAUCCAGGCUUUGAAAAUCCAGGCAAUAGAGAGGUUCAGUGCUGAGAAAACAGAGCAGAAGGCUACGACUCUGGUGCUGGCCGUCCUCCUGGCCUUCCUCAUCUGCUGGGUUCCAUUCCAUAUGGUCACCAUACUGGACGUGCUCCUAAGGGCUGAACUCCUGAGAGGGUGUCACUUAACGACCGUCCUAGAAAUCUGCAACCAGAUCUUCACCUACCUAGCCUUCUUCAACAGUGUCCUCAACCCCAUCCUGUACGUCAUUGUUGGAAAGAACUUCCGGAAAAAAGUUCGGGAACUCUUCAAGCAAUGGAGCAUUAAGAGAACAGCAACCUUGGAGUCCACUCGUUCACACCUGUCCUCUACUGUAAAGACUGUGAUAUAAAAUGUUGUUGUCAAAAGCACUGUUCCUCUCAAAAGUAGAAUUUGCAGAAAGAUGACUGUGGAAUACAGUCAUUUUUACAGUCAUAAUCCUGCGCUAAUGAUGAAAUAUAUUUAUGAAUAGAUUUGCAGUGGAUGUAAGUGUAUAGUAAUGGGACCAAAUCAUCCUUCCUCAAAUCAAUCUUUGAUGAGAUGUCUUCUCAAAAUGAUUUUUAGGAAAUGUAACUAUAUGUGUACAGUCAUAUGGGGCUGUAAUGUUUCGUGCUGGAGAGGGUGUUUCAGGUUGCUAACAAAAAUGUUAUUCUGUCUCAACCAUGCUAGAUAAUUGUAUAUCACUUAGCUGAAUAAGCUGAAAAACCUAACCAUAUAGAAUUGUUUUUCACACUUUCAUAACAGUUCCACCACAUGCAAGAACAUACAGCUGGCCCCUUGUUACAAACAUCGACAAACAGCAGUAUCUGGAUGUAGUGUGAUGUAAAUCUGCCUUGUUUCUGUAAAAUAAUAUAUGUAAAUAUAAAUUUCAUAUUCUUUCUUAUGUUUCUGAUAACUCAGAUUGUAAAUAGUACCACUAUUUGUUUACCUCCGCACAUAAGCAUCAAGUAAAAUAUAUGUAUGGUUUUAUGGAUAUCUCAUUGGAUCUUUAUAAUUUUCUUAAAUGUUGAGCAAAAAAAGUUGAAUGUAAGAGAACCCCAACAACUGCUUGCUAAGUGUUUUCUCAUGUUUUUGACUCAUUGUCUGCAGAGUUAAAAACAGGAUUCUGUCGAAGAGUUUCCAGUGGUGACAAACAAACAUGCUUCUUUUUUGCUGGCUGCAUAGACAUCAGUUGUCAUCUCUCCCCACACUACCAUUUAAUGGCCCAAUGUUGACUCAGUGUGGGCUGUGGCCUGAGGGUAAGGGUACACCCCUACUUUCCCCCCCAAAAAAAGGCAUGUGAUGCCAAACAGGAAAUCUUUCUUAAGAUUCAGGCUUUACCACUAUUGCCAAGCCUGUAAAUUGUUGUGGAACAAAAAACAUGCACCCAGACAAAGUUACCUCAAACGGUCAAGUAUACGCCCAAAAAUACACAGUUUGACCUGUUUCAUGUGUUUUCGUCUGCCUUUCAGGGUUAAGACACUAUGCUUUUUACUCUCUUUCGCAUGUAAAAUAUAUUUUCUUUCUUGUACAAAUGUGUUACU
Molecule: messenger RNA, 2301 nt
Organism: Xiphias gladius (swordfish)
Lineage: Eukaryota; Metazoa; Chordata; Actinopteri; Istiophoriformes; Xiphiidae
Product: B2 bradykinin receptor-like
Exons: 2
Coding region: 72-1130 (352 amino acids)
Biological process (GO): G protein-coupled receptor signaling pathway; neutrophil chemotaxis; vasoconstriction
Cellular component (GO): membrane
Molecular function (GO): bradykinin receptor activity
Source: RefSeq, a predicted model, not a curated record